Messenger RNA from Aspergillus caelatus, 1377 nucleotides. Its product is annotated as heme-dependent oxidative N-demethylase family protein. Bases 1 to 1377 code for a protein of 458 amino acids. Lineage: Eukaryota; Fungi; Ascomycota; Eurotiomycetes; Eurotiales; Aspergillaceae. The transcript is spliced from 3 exons. The record is from RefSeq and is a predicted model, not a curated record.
AUGACCAAUGAAGAUGUUAGGCCUCUAUUUCGUCUCUUAGCUUCUCACAGUUGGGAGUCAAAGGGCUGGCAUACUACAAGUAGUCUUGUGUUGUUAACUGCACUGGCAUUUGUGGCCUGUGUGUGCUUCACGAACAGAAAACGUCUUUUCGCGAUAAUUAGCCGUCUAGGGCAUCCCUCGGCUAUAGUACGCCAAAGCCCUUUGCAAGCUGAAAAGAAAAUACCAUCUACUCCAGGAAAGGAGCCAUACAAAUCAGUGGUACCUCCAAGUCGCCGACAGACAGCGUCUCCUCUGCUGGGCUCUGGGGUCGCUGGCCUGGACGAGACAGCCCCUUCAACUAUUGAGAUACUCCAGAACCAUAUGCCACUGGACAGCAAUAUCAAGGAUCUUCAUGAGACCUUUUAUUCUCCCACUGGCUUCUCCAACGAUGACGUGACGUAUCUGGGCCGCUUUCCAGACUACGCCACACUUAGUGGUGUUCGUUUGCCCGAGCCACAGCACGACUUCAACAUACAUACAGCUAUUGCUCGACCGUAUAGACCCAUCAGGUGGCCAUAUAAUCAGACGAUGGGUGAGUUUAUUCCUACUAUAUUUCUUUGUGCGCGAUAUCCCCACUAUUUCCAGCUUCUCGACGAUCAGUCUAUCUUACAGAACGAUAUUCUCGGAACCGAGACCGACCUCCGCCUCAUCCACCCUCUGCAUGUUCUUUUGAAUAACGUUCCCGAAGACUUCGCUAUCAUGUUGAGGGACCCAGAAACUGGUGAAUAUUUCUUGCGAGCUGGUAUUAUUUGUAGCUCUCUCGGCUGGUCCCUAGGCUUGAAAUUGGGCAAGUGUAUAGACGAGAUUCAUGAACCAGUGCCUGACUACGGAGAGAAAUUGCAAUUCUCUAUGAAUAGAUUCUUCGCAAAGAUGCCCACAGAUAGGCUCAUUCAACGUGGAUCAUGGGGUAUCGAGAUUGAUCAACCAAUCCACAUGCCCCCUGGGGAUCCAAUCGCCCUUCGCCAUGAAACGCAAGACUCAAAUAUUGCGUUGGGCCGAUACCACCUCCGCGUUGACUGGCAAACUCUACGACGACUCCCGGUAUCCGCUGCUGUGGUGUUCAGCUUUAAAGUGUUGUUCACUCCGGUGACCCAAUUUCAAAAUGAGCCGUACAUCCCUUCCCUCUUUCUAAAGAACUACAGAGAGGCCAAGCCAAAUUUGUUGAAGCACAAAAAUAUAUGGCAUACCGAGGCGACUAUCCUGCCCGCACUGGAGCUCUGGGAAAGGGAGCAGAAAGAGCAAGGCAUCAUUCCCGAAGACUGGCAACCUGCUACCUUGGAUGACUACCCUCACUACCCUGGAUGGAAAGAGCGUUGGGAAGCGACCCAGAGGCUUUAA